AUGAGCUCGAGAGCAACGUCAUCACCCAUGUUGUUGUUGACGUACAUCGGGCGUGUUUGCAUCCUUUGCACGAAAAGGGCCAUCAGCGCUCGUUUCCUCAUCGCCGUCAUUUUAGUCAUUUCUACUUUCUGCUACUUGGUCUUUAUUCCGCUAUGGGAGGAAUUGACAAUUCCUACGGCCGGCGACAGAGGGACCUGUUGUCUAUCUGCUGAUCGCCCGGUAGAUAUCUGCGGCCGAUCGAAUUGCACCUGGCCAACAUGCUCAGUAAAGUCCCAGUAUUCACUCAAACAAAUCCAUGGCGGGGCCUUUUUCAUAGAAACUUCCGGUAGCGCCACUUUAAACUUCCGGCAGGCCUGCGCCGUCGAGUCCCUCGCUCACCACAAUCCCAAUCUAACCGUCAACGUCCUAUUCAUGGGUGGGCGAAUCAACACUAGCCUGGUCACGCUGAAAAAGCUGAAAGAGAAAUACGACAACAUUCACCUAAUCAGUUUCAAUCUGGACGAUUACAUGGCCGGAACUCCGCUCGAGUAUUGGUACCAUUGCAACAGCUGGAGGGACGGGCCUUUUCACGUGUCUCAUCUCAGCGACGCACUGCGAUUUCUGACGCUGCACAAGUACGGAGGAUAUUAUUUCGACCUGGACGUGAUAUCCGUCCGCCCAGUCACCGACUUGCGCAAUUUCGUCGCCGCCGAAUCGGACGAUUAUCUGGGCAGCGGGGUCCUCCAUGCGGAAUUCAAAAAUCCCGUCAUGGAAUUGGCUGUCAAAGAUUUUGCCACCAAUUACCGGCAAGUUGAACCCAUUGACAUAAUUUCCCCCCCAAAAUUUUUGAAUUUGAAUUUUUCGUCCAGGUCAGACGUUUGGGGCCACAACGGUCCAGCUCUGCUGUUGCGGGUCCUGAAAAGUUGGUGUAAAGCCCAGGAUCUCCUGGAGAUGGACUAUGUCAGUUGUCACGGGUUCAACGUUCUUCACUACUCGUCGUUUUGCCCCGUCGACUAUUCGGUGGCGACGAAAGAAUUUUUCAUCCAUCGACCGGCCAACCAAAGUCGACCGUUUUGGCUCACCGACCAGGUGGUCGGCGUUCAUACCUGGAACAAGUUGACGUAUAACAAACCCAUUUACAAGAAUUCGACCCAACGUUACACUUGGCUGGCCCGAAACCAUUGCCCGUCCAUUUUCGCUAUUGCACCCGAAAUCUUUUAAUUGUCAAUGUCAACUUG
Daphnia pulicaria is the source of this 1217-nucleotide messenger RNA. Its product is annotated as lactosylceramide 4-alpha-galactosyltransferase-like. Gene Ontology annotation, molecular function: hexosyltransferase activity. The coding region runs from base 1 to 1200 and encodes 399 amino acids. Gene Ontology annotation, biological process: glycosphingolipid biosynthetic process. Lineage: Eukaryota; Metazoa; Arthropoda; Branchiopoda; Diplostraca; Daphniidae. The transcript has 2 exons. The record is from RefSeq and is a predicted model, not a curated record.